Messenger RNA from Eruca vesicaria subsp. sativa (arugula), 531 nucleotides. The record is from the annotation of a GenBank genome assembly. NCBI's taxonomy places the organism in Eukaryota, Viridiplantae, Streptophyta, Magnoliopsida, Brassicales, Brassicaceae.
AUGGAGGUAUUCGAUACCAAAACCAAAACUUGGGCGUUUUUGCCGAGUCCUGGCCAAGAGAUAGGUGAUAGCUUUGAGCACUACGAAAAUGUAGCGGUGGAAGGAAGUAUCUACGUGCAAUCCGAGAGAAAAAGGAAAACUUACAAGCUGCAUAAAGGUAAAUGGAGAGCGGCAGACCUAGCAUUGACUAUGGGAUGUGCAACUAUGCUUCCACCGUUAUGUCGUGUGAUAGAGAAUGUGGUGUACCGUUAUGAUUCUGGAGAUGUCACUUGGUAUGACUUUAUUGAUAGACUAUGGAGAAAAGUGCAGGGAUUGGAAGGAAAACUACCUCACUCUCGUAAUACUGAUAAUUAUCGAUUGGAAGAUUAUGGUGGGAAAAUGGUGUUUUUGUGGGAAGAACAUGGGCAUACUAAGAAUGUUCAAAACAAAACAUUAGUUUGGUGUGCUGAAAUUUCACUUGAAAGACGCCAAAGAUUGGAGAUAUGUGGAACGAGUUACUGCUUGUUGACGAGCUACUGUUUGUUCUUUUAA